This is a messenger RNA of Sinocyclocheilus anshuiensis, 1772 nucleotides long. Its product is annotated as acyl-CoA synthetase family member 2, mitochondrial-like. Gene Ontology annotation, molecular function: medium-chain fatty acid-CoA ligase activity. The annotation marks the transcript as partial. NCBI's taxonomy places the organism in Eukaryota, Metazoa, Chordata, Actinopteri, Cypriniformes, Cyprinidae. The record is from RefSeq and is a predicted model, not a curated record. The transcript is spliced from 14 exons. Gene Ontology annotation, biological process: fatty acid metabolic process.
UGCCGUUCAUGUGGAUAACCCACCCAGCAUCCCAACCCUGACUACCAGUUAUGUUCACGGCAUAUCCUCCCAUUCGCUGCUCUCAAGUACUGUGGACCAGUGUCUUCAACACUCAGUGGAGCGCCACCCUGACCGUGAAGCUUUGGUUUUUAUGCAGAAUGGAAUGCGCAAGACUUUUGCUCAGUUCUACCAAGACGUGGAACAGACUGCUGCAGGUCUGCUGGCUGUCGGACUGAAGAGGGGCGAUCGCUUAGGGAUGUGGGGACCGAACAUCUAUGAGUGGAUACUUAUGCAGUUUGCCACAGCUAAGACAGGGAUCAUUUUGGUUUCAGUGAACCCGGCUUAUCAAUUGCAAGAGGUAGAAUUUGCACUCAAAAAGGUGCAGUGCAAUGCAGUCGUUUGUCCAACACAAUUCAAGACCCAAAGGUACUGUGACAUGUUAAGGCAGCUUUGUCCGGAGAUGGAGACAGCCUCUUCUGGAGGAAUCAAGAGUUCAAGACUACCAGACCUGCACACUGUGAUCGUAACUGACAGUCAGCAGCCUGGAGCUUUCCAUUUGAAAGAUGUGAUGCAAGCAGGAAGCAGCCAACACUAUCAACAACUACAAGACCUGCAGAAGAAACUCAGUUGUGAUGAUCCCAUAAACAUUCAGUUUACUUCGAAAAAUGUGCGAAUCUGCUUGCCUGUGCCGUUGUAUCACUGUUUUGGCUCAGUGGGUGGUGGUAUGGUCAUGGCUGUGCAUGGCACCACAGUGAUUUUCCCAUCCACCGGGUAUGAUGGACAUGCCAACCUGGUGGCGAUAGAGAAAGAGAAGUGUACAUUUAUGUACGGCACCCCUACAAUGUUUAUUGACAUGCUUAGUCAGCCUGACCUGGCCCAGAUUGAUUUUUCAUCAGUUGAGGGUGGUAUUACUGCCGGGUCUCCUUGUCCACCUGAGGUCAUCCGUAAGGUCAUCAAUGCCACAGGUGCUAAGGAAAUGCUGAUUGCGUACGGCACAACCGAAAACAGCCCUGUCACAUUCUGCGGCUUUCCAAUUGACAGCAUUGAGCGAAAGACAGAGACUGCUGGAUGUAUUUGCCCCCACACUGAGGCAAAAGUAGUGAACCCUACUACAGGAGAGAUCGUGCCUCUGGGUGCUCAGGGAGAGCUGAUGAUCAGGGGAUACUGCGUGAUGCUGGAAUACUGGAAAGAUGAUGAAAAGACCCAGGAGUGCAUCACAAAAGAUUGCUGGUACAAGACUGGUGACAUUGCCAGUUUGGACGGGUACGGAUACUGCAAAAUAGAUGGUCGCAUCAAGGACUUGAUCAUCCGAGGAGGAGAAAACAUCUACCCUGCUGAAAUCGAACAGUUUCUGCACACACACCCUCAAAUUCAAGAAGCACAGGUGGUUGGAGUGAAGGAUGAGAGAAUGGGUGAGGAAGUUUGUGCUUGCAUUAGGCUCAAGGCUGGUCAGGAAUGCACUGCAGAAGAGAUCAAGGCCUACUGCAAAGGAAAGCUUGCCCAUUACAAGGUGCCACGCUAUGUAACGUUUGUUCAGGGAUAUCCUCUGACUGUCACAGGCAAGAUCCAGAAGUACAAACUGCGCGAGCAGGCAGAAAAACUGCUUGGACUGUGAUCGCUAAAGCACCUGUGGUAUUUUUAAAAACAUUUACAAGCAGGACAUCAACCUCGGGACUUUAUGAGUUACUCAAAUAUAUUGAGAUUUCAUUGUUUUACAAGCCAUGUUUAUAAUUAAGUUAUGUUUUAUACAUUGUUGAUUAUACCCUGUUAUG